AGAUAUGAAACUUUUGGGGUUUAUGUUAUUUAUACCUAAUUUUAAGAAGUAUAGGGAUAAAUAUGACCCUUUUCACAUUUAAAAGGGGUUAUGACGUGAGCCUUCUAAAUAGGAGGGACUCAGAAAAUGAGUAUUAAAGGAGCAUAACAUAUUGAUAUUAUUCUGGAGAAAAUUGUAGGAAAAAAAAAAAAAGAAAAAGAAUUGUGGAGAAAGGAAUUUGGUGAUUGCGGCAGAUUGGAUCUGUUAUGGAAAGGGAUGAUGGAAGUGGUUGUGCAACUUCAACUUCAAUUCCUAUCGAUUCCUCCAACCUUGGUUUUAAGUUGUUAAAAAAGCAUGGCUGGAGGGAAGGAACUGGACUUGGCAUUGCUGAACAGGGCAGACUGGAACCUGUGCCAGCUUAUAUCAAGAAAAAUAUGAGAGGCUUGGGAGCAGAGAAGCCAAAAAAGGUAGCGGCGCACCCAAAAAAUACCGGACAUUCCUCUGACAAUAUUUUAAAAGAUGGGGACAAAGAGAGUAAACCAAAGGGGAUCUCUAAAAAGAUGAAGAAAGUACUGGAGCUUGAUAAGCGCAUGCAAGAGAAAGAAUUUGAGCGAGCAUUCUUCAGAGAAUUCUGGCCCGAUAAUGUGUGAUUCGUCUUAUUCUUUGCCCGCCCGGUUUUCAUGUCAUAUAUCUACCUUUCAGAUGGAUGUUCAUUUUCAUUGAGUUGAACACAUGUAAAAUGAUAUCUAGCUUUUGUGAUGUUUGUAAAUAUUAUGAAGUGUACUCAUUAUUAUGAGGAAGAAAAGAUGACAAAUGUAUCAGUACAUCUAGGGUUUAAGUCAUCGAUAGGAUCGUAAUUUUUUUU
Molecule: messenger RNA, 844 nt
Organism: Capsicum annuum
Lineage: Eukaryota; Viridiplantae; Streptophyta; Magnoliopsida; Solanales; Solanaceae
Product: G patch domain and ankyrin repeat-containing protein 1 homolog
Exons: 4
Coding region: 246-629 (127 amino acids)
Molecular function (GO): nucleic acid binding
Source: RefSeq, a predicted model, not a curated record